Megalopta genalis is the source of this 442-nucleotide messenger RNA. The record is from RefSeq and is a predicted model, not a curated record. NCBI's taxonomy places the organism in Eukaryota, Metazoa, Arthropoda, Insecta, Hymenoptera, Halictidae.
AUUAAUUGCUGUCUUUCGAAUGUCGGUCUGCAGGUUACAUUUGAUGAACUUGAUGGACGAUCGGGCGCGCUUGUUCGACGUGACUGGUGGGAUUCUGACCAUUUUCCCUUGGAUUCGUCACAUUGCGCCCGAGGCCACUGGUUACAAGCCUCUAGUCACGCUGCACGACGAGCUUAAGGACUUCUUUAUGGAAUCCAUCAUCGAUCACAAGAAAAACUACAUUCCUGGAAGGGUGACGGACAUAAUCGAUAAGUUCAUCUCAGAGAUCAUGAACAACCAAGGCGCCGACACAGUUUACACAGAAGAACAGUUAUUGGUGAUUCUGGUGGAUUUGUUCAUCGCCGGAUUUAUGACCAUCGGGACGACGCUCGAGUUCCUGUUCCUUACUAUGAUAAUACAUCAGGACGUGCAGCGGAAGCUACAAAAAGAAAUCGANUAUUAG